AUGACAACACGCCGCGUUGCUGUUAACACACGCGUUUCACGCGCUUCUACGUCGACCCCUGUCGGCGGAGUUUCCACCUCGUCCGGUCGCGUGGGUGGCGCUAUCAGCCCCACCAGUCCCACACGUACCACACGCUUGCAGGAGAAGGAAGAGUUGCAGCAUCUGAAUGACCGUCUCGCUACAUACAUUGAUCGCAUGCGUCAUUUGGAAAAUGAGAACGCACGCCUAACACAGGAGGUGUAUACGGCACAGGAUACCAUUAAACGCGAAACUUCCAACCUAAAGUCUGUGUACGAAAAGGAAUUGGCUGCCGCACGUAAGCUGCUCGAUGAAACAGCCAAGGAGAAGGCCAAACUAGAGAUCGAUAUAAAGCGUUUGUGGGAGGAAAAUGAAGAUGCUAAGCAAAGACUUGACAAGAAAAUUAAAGAGGCCAACGCGGCUGAGAACAAUGCACGUCUCUAUGAAUCUCGCUACACCGAAGCCAAUGGCAAGUACAAUCAGGCCUUGAACGAUCGCAAGAAGGCCGAGGAUCAGGUGAAGGAGCUGACGGUGGAGAACGAGCGUCUGCGCCGCCAGCUGGAUGAUCUGCGCAAGCAGCUCGAGGCCGAGACAUUGGCACGCGUCGAUCUGGAGAACCAGAAUCAGAGCCUGCGCGAGGAGCUGGCCUUCAAGGACCAGGUGCACUCCCAGGAGCUGACCGAGACGCGCUCGCGUCGCCAGAUCGAGAUCAAUGAACUCGAUGGCCGUCUCUCGCGCGAAUACGAGGACAAGUUGCAGCAGUCUCUGCAGGAGCUGCGCGAUCAGUACGAGUCUCAGAUGCGCGCCAAUCGCGAGGAGAUCGAGCUGCUCUACGACACCGAGAUUCAGAAUCUGAAGGCCGCUGCUAAUCGCGCCGCCCAGGGCUCACUCCAUGCCUCCGAAGAGGUGCGUAUGAUGCGCACCAAGAUCGAUGGGCUCAACAACAAGCUGCAGGAUCUGGAGAACACCAAUGCCGGCCUGAAUGCACGCAUUCGCGAGCUGGAGAAUCUGUUGGACUCGGAGCGUAUGCGUCAUAACCAGUACAUUGCCACGCUGGAGGCGGAUCUGCAGCGCAUGCGCGAUGAGAUGGCACAACAGCUGCAGGAGUAUAGGGAUUUGAUGGACAUCAAGGUCUCACUGGACCUGGAGUUGGCUGCCUAUGAUAAGCUGUUGCGCGGCGAGGAGCGUCGCCUCCAAAUCAACUCGCCCGCUCGCCCCGGCACCGAUUCCGGCAUCUCCAGCAAUGGCAAUCUGACUGCCAGCGGUGGCUCCCGUUCGGGCCGUGUGACGCCCAGCGGACGCCGCUCUGCCACACCCGGUAUUUCCGGAGCGAGCGCCGUGAAGCGCCGCCGCACCGUCAUCGAUGAGAGCGAGGAUCGCACCCUGUCCGAGUACUCGGUCAAUGCGGCCGCCAAGGGCGAUCUAGAGAUUAUCGAAGCCGACACCGAGGGCCGCUUCAUCAAGCUGCACAACAAGGGCACCGAGGAGAUCAACCUGACCGGUUGGCAGCUGACCCGCAUUGCGGGCGAUGAGGAGCUCGCCUUUAAGUUCUCGCGCGGCUCGAAGGUGUUGGGCGGUGCCAGCGUGACCAUUUGGUCCGCUGAUACUGGCGCCACUCACGAUCCGCCAAGCAAUUUGCUGAUGAAAAAGAAGUGGCCGGUGGCCAACUCAAUGCGCUCGAUCCUAACCAAUGCCGACAAAGAGGUGAGAGUCGUGUCGCUGUACAACACGUGCGGCACAUGCGAAACCUGCCCAAACUGCAAGCAACUCGAGUUCGUGCUGGACCAGAUGUUGCCAGCUACGAUCGUGUUCGUGAGAACACUUCCAGCCAUGUCUCCCGUCAUCGGAGCAGCGGAACGCCCUCCACAGGAUUUGGCCUCGGUUCCGGAGCUGGCUCCAUUGGCGUAAGAAGCCUCUUCUCGAUGUUCUUCUAAAAUGACAAUACUACUCAACACACAGACAUAAACAGACAUACACACACACACAUACAUACACUCACCCACUCAUAGAGACUUAAAGGAAAGAAGAAAGGAUGAAGUAAUUAAGGAGCUGAAGGAGAACUGCAACACGCGCAACAUUCACACAUCAAAACGGAUUUUGAUGCAUAUCAAACUUAACAAA
This is a messenger RNA of Drosophila navojoa, 2139 nucleotides long. It is a transcript of the gene LamC, whose product is annotated as Lamin C. Gene Ontology annotation, molecular function: structural constituent of cytoskeleton. Lineage: Eukaryota; Metazoa; Arthropoda; Insecta; Diptera; Drosophilidae. The record is from RefSeq and is a predicted model, not a curated record. Gene Ontology annotation, biological process: heterochromatin formation; nuclear envelope organization; nuclear migration. Gene Ontology annotation, cellular component: nuclear lamina; nuclear envelope.